AUGUGUGUCAAGGUGCUUGACUACGAGGUGUUUGCGCAAUGGGAUGCCGUCGAAGCGGUGCUGCAGGGUGUGCGUGAAAUGGGCAUUGUGGUUGAGCGGCUCUGGGAUACCGUGGACGACACAAGGGUUGGUGGUGGGGAUUGGAAUGCGAGGGUGCGGCCGGGCUGGAAUGUCAAGGUGCUUUGUUUGGAAAACGGAGUAGAGGAAUUGGGGGGUGGGUUUGAAGAGGAGGAUGAGGAGAGCGCGGGUGCUGGGGGUGUUGAGGAGGGUGAAGGCCGGGUUUGGGGGGCUGCGGGGUGGCUGGGUCGUAAGGAGAAGGAGACGGCGUGGUGGUUUGCGAGGUGGAGAGAGCGCGUUGAGAAGGAGAUUCGGUGUCAUGGCCAUUUGAGGGAUCCGUCGUGGGAGAUGGUCGUGGGUUGGUGCUUCUCCAUGGUCACGUUUGUGGUCAUGGUCAGUGUGCUGUGUGUUGGAUAA
Exserohilum turcica Et28A is the source of this 474-nucleotide messenger RNA. RefSeq lists its product as uncharacterized. The transcript has a single exon. The record is from RefSeq and is a predicted model, not a curated record. Lineage: Eukaryota; Fungi; Ascomycota; Dothideomycetes; Pleosporales; Pleosporaceae. Bases 1 to 474 code for a protein of 157 amino acids.